Molecule: messenger RNA, 3318 nt
Organism: Synchytrium microbalum
Lineage: Eukaryota; Fungi; Chytridiomycota; Chytridiomycetes; Synchytriales; Synchytriaceae
Exons: 21
Coding region: 1-3318 (1105 amino acids)
Biological process (GO): protein import into nucleus
Cellular component (GO): nucleus; cytoplasm
Molecular function (GO): nuclear import signal receptor activity
Source: RefSeq, a predicted model, not a curated record
AUGGCAAACAUCCAUAUGAUUGAACAAGCAUUGUCGCCAGAGAUCCUCUCGCAGUUGGUCCAAGUCCUCAACAAACUCGUCGCAGAAGUAGACAACAAGCAACGGGCUGCCACUGAAGAUGAACUAAACAACAACUGGCUCCAUGCUCAACCAGGUCUCUUGCUCUCUGGCCUCGCAAACAUAUUGCGCUCACAUCCUGAUCCUACUAUGCGUUCAUUCGCUGCUAUUAUAUUACGACGAUGUGCCUUGAGAUCGCCUGUCAUCAGUCAAGAUAGUCUCGCCUACUGGUUGACCGUAGGUGAUCAAGUCACUUCCUAUGUCAAGACGGAAUUGUUGCGCUCGCUUGCCGAAGAACAAGAGGCUUCCGUCAGACGAAAGGUCUGUGACACCAUCGCCGAAAUCGUGAAAUACAUGCUUCUCAAGUCAUUGGUAUGGGGUGAAUUGAUCGAGGCCGUCUAUCAAUGCACUCGUGCACCCACUGCUGAUCAUCGUGAAAGUGCAAUGCGAAUAUUGGCUGCUGUUCCUGGCCUCAUCACGAGUCAAGAAGUCGAGGCUGUCAAGAAUGUCUUCCAAACUGCCUUCCAAGAUCCCAACGUUGACGUACAAAUGACUGCAUUCAAAGCUUAUGUGAGUUACCUCCUCGAUACCAAUGCUGAAAGUAGACAAGCUGCUAGCUCAUUGAUCCCUACCGCAUUAUCUGCCAUGCAUAGUGCUUUAGAAGCCAAGGCUGAAACACAAGUCAUGGAGUCACUCUCGUAUUUCAUUGAUCUGGCCGAAUUUUACCCAAAGACACUCCGCCCCGUUAUGCCACGACUGGUGCCCUACAUGAUUCAAAUAAUGUCAACAACCACUUUAGAAGCUGGUACUAGACAUACAGCUCUCGAAUUACUACUGACACUAGCAGAAAGUGCAUCUGCUAUGAUGCGAAAGCAAGACUCGUUUGCCAAAACCAUUAUACCCCAACUAUUGGAAUGGAUGGCCGAUGUCGAUGAUGAUCAAGAAUGGUAUACAACCACAGAUCUUGAAGAUAUGGAUAAUGAAGACUUUUGUAUGGUCGGAGAACAAGCCAUGGAUCGUCUGGCACGAUGCAUUGGUGGCAAGACUGUCGUUCCCAUAACCUUCAGUUUGAUUCCAAAAAUGAUUAGCUCUCCUGAAUGGCAAAAGAGGUACUCAGCACUCAUGGCCAUAUCUUCCAUCGGUGAAGGAUGCAUCAAGAUCAUCGAGCCAGAACUUGCAAACGUCUUAUCACUUGUUGCUCCAUACAUACGUGAUCCACACCCACGUGUACGAUACGCUGCAUGCAAUACCCUAGGUCAAAUGUCAACUGAUUUUGCUCCAACGGUUCAAGAAACCUAUCACGCUUUGGUCGUUCCAGCUUUAUUAGCAGCCAUGGAAGAUGUCCAAUUUCCUCGUGUUCAAGCUCAUGCUGCUUGUGCUUUGGUAAACUUUACCGAAGAUGCCGAAAAGCAACAUCUGGAGCCAUACUUGGAUGGAAUAUUUCAACGUCUGUUGGUCCUGCUGAACACGGACAAAAUGUACUUGCAAGAACAAGCCAUCACUAGCAUUGCAACUGUCGCCGACUCGGCUGGUGACAAGUUUAUAAAGUAUUAUGGAGCCAUCAUGCCAUUACUCAUCGGCGCAUUGCGACAAGCUACUCAAAAAGAGUUGCGCUUGCUGAGAGGAAAGGCAAUGGAAUGUGCCUCUCUCAUCGCAUUGGCAGUCGGAAAGGACAUGUUUGCGCCCAAUGCAGCAGAACUCAUCGAUUUGUUGAAGACUACUCAAGCUGGAAUCACGGAACAAGACGACCCACAAAGCUCAUAUCUUUUGGCAGCUUGGGCUAGAAUAUGUAAAACUUUAGGACAUGACUUUGCACCGUACUUAGAUAUUGUUAUGCCACCUCUACUAAAAAGUGCUCAAAUCAAGCCAGACUUUGCCGUUUGUGAAACUGAAGAAGAGAUCCUUGAAAAGUUUGAAGACGGAGACAAUUGGCAAUUUGUUGAAGUAGAAGGCCAGAGGAUCGGUAUCAAGACAGACUUGCUAGAAGAAAAAUGCACAGCGGUCGAAAUGGUCAUGUGCUAUGCUCGAGAGCUCGGAGCAGAAUUUGAUCGUUAUGUCGACACAAUACUAUCUAUUGUGAUUCCGUUACUAAAAUUUUACUUCCAUGAUGGUGUACGUCUCGCAUCAGCAGCUGUUAUUCCACAACUUUUUGAAUCAAUGAGAAAGGCCAAUGCAGCCCCAGCACGAGUUAGUGCUCAUUGGGACAAUGUCAGCACGAAUUUGAUGGAAGUUAUCAAUCAAGAAAUUGAUCCAUCAUUCCUGUGUCAGUUUUAUGUUACCUUUACAGAGUGUAUCGAAUGUCUAGGUCCUAAUUGUCUCAGUCCGCAAAUGCUCGAAAGUUACACACAAACUCUAAAGAGUGAAUUGCAAGAACAUUUCAAACGAAUUGCUGAAAAUGCACGUGCCAGAAAGGACGAGGACUUUGAUGCUGAAGACGAAGAAGGGCUAGCUGAGAGCCAAGAAGAUGACGAUUCUUUACUGAGCGAGUUUUCCAAGUCACUUCAGAUGGUUAUCAAAUUACACGGCGCUGCUUACUUGCCAUGUUUCGAGGGGCUCCUUAUACCAAUAUUGCAAGAAUAUCAGACGAGUUCCAGUGAAGCUGCUCGUCAGUUUGCAGUUUGUGCAUGGGACGAUGUGAUUGAAUAUAUGGGUCCUAUAUCGUUCUCUUAUCACAACCGCUUCUGGGAGGUUCUUGUACGCAGCCUGCAAGAUACGUCUGUAGAAGUUCGACAAGCAGCCGCUUAUGGUGUCGGCCAAGCUGCGCAACACGGAGGUCCUAGUUUUGCUCCCCUCUGCACCGCUGCCAUCCCCAACUUGUUUGCACUGGUCAAUAUACCUGAUGCAAGGUCUGAGGAGAACGUCUUGCCAACCGAGAAUGCCAUCUCUGCUGUCGGAAAGAUAUGUAAAUAUUAUGGUUCUUCCUUUGAUGUCAAUCCUGUUCUUGGAGCAUGGUUGCUUGUCCUGCCAGUGAUUGAGGACCAACAAGAAGCACCAUUCGUGUAUGAAUACCUGAUAGAGCUCAUUGAAAGCAACAAUGGUGUGAUUCUUGGGCAAAGCAAUGCAAAUAUCCCUCGUUUGAUUGGUAUCUUUGCGCAUGCAUUGACGGUAGAAGAGUUAGUGUCUGAUGAGCUAUCGUCUCGCAUGGCAGCAUUGUUAAAAUCAAUGAUUGCUGCGGUAGGCUCUCCAGUAUUAGAACCGAUCUGGGCAUCACUUCCUGAAGAUAAACGUCGCAUGCUCACUCAGAAGGGAAUUUUUUCGUAA